AAUAUAUAAAACUUCAUAACAGAAAGAUAAUCAGUACCUACAAGUUGUUAUGUGAAUACACCAUAAUGACUUGUUUUAAAUAAUAAUUUAUCAGAUAGGUGGAUCAAAAAAAAUAUAAGAAACUUACAAGAGACUGGAUUUAUUUGCAUUAUGAAAAGUGCCAAAAUAUUAAACAAAAAAGACUGAAAUGUGCACUAAAGAAGUUUGAUGCAGAAUAAUAUACAUUUCUGGAGAAAUAUUUUUAGGAUGAAUUGGACAACAAACACUGCUUGGCUUUCUACACAAAAGUCACUUUAGUCCACUAUUGAGGACAACCUAUGUCAAUUUUCAAUUAACUUUCCGCUGACUACUGACUUCUUACAGCUAGUAUUAUAAUCUGGUCUCUAUUUGUUAUUAAAGAGGAGUUAACAAUCUGUAGUGAACUUUUCCUUUUUAAAUAUUGUACCCACCUAAUCAUUGCUUUAGACUCACUACCUAUAUAAUAGUGAUGUAACGAAUGUUACAUUUUCGAUAUUUCCGAUUGCGAAUGCGAACAUCUGCGACGAUAUUUUCGAAUGCGAAUAUUGACUUAAGAAUUUGAACCAAUUUGUCUAUGGUUUAAUUUUGACAGCUGAUUUGUAGCGCGAGUUGCAUCAACUUCUAGUAAGGUCAAAGUAAACAUCAAAUACCAACCGAUUGAAAUAAUAAAAAGUAGGGUACAGCAAAAGUUUGAUGGAGAUCAUUGGUUAACUAUUAAGAACAAAGUGUUAAUAGCCCCCAUAGAUGCCGUGAUGGCGUUGAACGUUUUUAAUUUCAUAUACAUAGAUAUUUUUAAUGGACUGCCCAGUUUUCCAAGCAUAUUAAGCUCAAAAAUGGCGGUGAAAAAGCACGAACUGGUUCAUGACAAUCGAAAUCAAUUGGAUCUGCUGGCAUUGGAACAAUACAUCCAACUGAUGAACGAUCAGACAGACUAUAUGCCACCACCACCUCAAGAACUCGUGAAAAACUGUCAGGACAUUGUCAAAUGUCUUGCUCGUGCAUCUGGCAAUGAAGAGCAGAUGUGGAGUCUGUUACAAACUGUGGAAGAAUAUUUGCUUCGAAUUGUGAACACGGUUCACAGUAGUAUUCGUCACGAAAUCGUAACAGCGAUUCUUGAUAAAUUUUACACGUUCAUCUCUGAUCCUCAAUCGGACGCUUGUCCUGCCGCAUCGGUGGUCCUUAUCGUACUAGACUGUUCUGACGCAGAGGGUAAUUUGUCAGCUGCGCGCUGGCUAGUACAGCAGGGAGAUAACGGUCCAGCAGGAGCGGGUCUAAGAGCUUCUCUGUCUUGCCUCUAUUGCUGGCUACACGAAUGGCAUGGUACUCCUGCGUUAGGAGAUUGGGUUUUGGCAUUUAUAAAAGCCUUAGAGGAAAAUGAACGCUUUGAUAUCCUGAUUGAAGUAUCGGUAGACAACUUGGGUCGCCUUUUCUUAGCUUUGAACGACCCUGUAUCACUCCGACAGUCCGUAGCUGAGGUCAUUUUCCACGUUUUAGCAUCACUCCGUGAAUCCACUGAGGCUUUUGACAGGAUUGCACCCCACGUUGGACGUGUUUUGGCUAAUCUUGCCAACGAUAGCGGUCAGUGGAGCCGUCAGCUUCUACAAAACGUCGUUGACAUUCUAACAGCUACAGUCGACGGACAUGUCGAUGCUUUAAAGGGCGAUGCUCAGGAUAUGUUCAAAGACAAAUACGAUGAUGUGAUUCUGUGCUUGGAACGUCAUAUGGCCUCUCGUGGUUGCCGCUAUCUGCAGCAACACCCGUGGCGCGCUCGUAACGUUUGCUUGACCAGUGUAAGCACACACGCACCAAUGAGGAAGGUGGGACUGUUGAACCUUGGCAACACCUGCUACAUGAACAGCGUCAUGCAAGCUCUGCUUGUCACAAGACAAUUCAGCACUCACGUGGUGCUGAAGAUGACCGCUGUGCCCUAUUGGGCGAAGAUGGGCAUUCUGUUUGGGAAGAUGAUGCACUCCAUCACUACCAAACUCAACCCGGACGAGUUCUUUGCAGUAGUGAAGCCACCGUUCUUCACCAGGGACAACCAACACGACAGCUCCGAGUUCUUAGGAUAUUUAUUUGAGCUGUUGCAAUCCUAUGAGCACUGCUCUGAUCUCAACUUCGAUUACACUCGCCCAGCCGUGCUGUCCAGCCACAGCCGCCUGCGUAUAGUGUCACAGACAUCUCAGCAGGCUGCGCAGUCUACAAGUACCGAUGCCAAUGAUAAUAAUAACGGGGAGGCCGGUCCCAACCGCCGUUCGGUGUCGCCCCGCCCAAGUAGCAGUGCUGCUGGGUCGAGUUCCGGUGUACACAAGCGCCCAAGCACUGAGAUGGAGAGCGUGCCGCCAAAGAAACGGCUCCGCAUGUAUGAGUCUGCGUUCCUCCGACGCGACUCUUUCAUUGACAGCAUGUUUGGCGGAGUCCUGCUCACUCGUGUAGAGUGCACUGAGUGCCACUCAUCGUCACUCUCCCGUGACGUGUUCCGAGAUCUGCAACUGGCGUUCCCUGACAAACCAGAAGGCUGGCAACACAACGUCCAGAGCCUGCUCGAGUAUUACUGCUCCAAAGAGAGCCUAACAGGCGAGAAUCAGUACCAGUGCCGUGACUGCGGAGAGCUCCGCGACGCUGAAAGAAGCGUGCUCAUCGAAACUACUCCAAAGUACCUGAUUCUUGUGCUGAAGAAUUUUAAAUUUGACCCGAAGCUCCAGGUUCAGACGAAACUGAUGCACUCGAUGUAUCACAACCACACCAUCACAUUGCCGACGGUUCGCUCUCAGGCAGUACACGCCUCCUACACCCUGUACGCCGCGGUCAUACACGCAGGUACAACGCUUGACUCGGGCCACUACUACACUCUGGCCAAAGAUAACGACCAGUGGAACAUGUACAACGACGACGUCGUCACAUCGUCUGAUGAGGCCCAACUGAACGGUCUGAACCGCUCAAGUACGCCCUACAUCUUGUUCUACAGGCGCACAGAUAUUGAAGAGGGCACAGCUCCCUCUAUGGAAGAGCUUCCCCCUAAGGUGCAGGAGACCGUGAUGUCUCACAACAAGCAGUACGUCGAGACUGUCCGGAAAAUGCGUCUGGCGCGUCCAUGACAGUUAAGGUCCGAUAAGCACAUCGAUUUCUCGGUGUUGGACAACGCAGUUGCCGAAUAGGAAUAUCUACUUUAUCAUCUUACCAUAACAUGAACUCUAGAAGUGAACUAUAUAUGUUACGGUCGUUGCAAAGCAGUGACAGUUAAGAUCACGUCACAAAAUAAAAAAAACUAAGAAUAUAGGAAAUUGUGCAUCCAGCUCCGCCUAUUUUGCUAUUCUGGCUGACAGUCUCCCUCUGUGCUUUGUGAUGACUAUUAAUUAGAAAAGACGAAGCCUCGUCAACUUAUCACAACACUAAGAACAGAUAGAAUGUGACGACUAUUUCUAUGUGAUCGCUACGACAGGUUUCCUUUCAAAAUUCCUCGACAGGAAUUUUAAUUCUAUACAUAAAUAUCUGUACUAUUACAUACAUAUGUAUAAGUGAGUGUUGAGUAUUUGCUGGAUUUUCCAAGAUAAAUUUAUUAAUAUGUGCUAUAAAAUAGAGAGAAGUAUUUAAACAUUUAUAUUUUAAAUCUCUAAACCCUAUUCGUUCUUUAAUUGGAAAUUAUUAAAUGCGAUCGCCAACCCGCCUGCCAAGCGUGGCGAGUAUUGGCAAAUCAAUACGAACCGGUCGCCAGUCUCCGGCAGUCCCAACGCCCCUGGCUGCCGUGGAACCGACGGCCGCUGGGGCAGAAAGGUUCUUGAGUGAAGACUGCUGGAGUACUGGCAAGGGCAGCGUAGGACGCGGGACAGACGACCUGAUGAAGGUCGCACGGAGCCGCUGAAUGCAGGUCGCUUCCAACCGGCCUAUCUAGAAGUCAUUGGGGGAGACCUAUGUUCAGCAGCGGAUAUCUUUGGCUGAUAUGAUGAUGAUGAUAAUGAAACCCUAUUCGUUCUAGAAGAACUAUUUACUGUGAAAUAUAAAUCAAGAGACUGGAUUGCUCUUGUUAGAGACUACAGGGUAUCCCUGGAAGCAAGAAACAAAUCAAGCAGGGGCAUAGAGUAGAUCAUUCCCAGCUUUUUGAUCUUGCAAUGGUGAUCCGAUUCUUAACGAUAGUCAUAUUUUUUGAACCGUUAAGAAUCGAACUAACAUUGCCAGAUUAAAAAGUUAGGGGAUCACCUCCUCUGUUCUCCUGUUCAAUAUGAUCCAUACUUCCAGAGAAACUCUGUACAUAUAUACAAAACAGUUAAAUAUAUCGGAUUGUAUUAUUUACAUAACGUGUUGUGCGGCUCGAAGAAAAUAAAUGUGCAUGACAUUAUUAUUAUUUAAAUUAUUCUUAUUUUGUAUCGUUUUACUGACGCGGCAUAUUGGCAGGUAUCGUUUUUAUUGGCAAGUCAUUAAUGACUAAAUUAAAUCAAUUUGAAAUGAUAUAUAUAUAUAUAUAUAUACAAGACUAGCAAACCCGGCGAACUCCGUUUCGCCACCAAUGAUUUUCCCUGUUUUCCUGAUUUUCUCUUAAAUUUUUCCUGAAUUUUCUUUGCUAUAAACCUUACGGAGCCCUAGACCUUUCCAACGAAUGCAAAACCGUGGAAAUCGGUUCGUGCGUUCUGGAGUUAUAGCGUCAGGAAGGAAAACCCGACUUAUAUAUAUAUACAAGAUAAUAAAUAAGCAUACAGCAUGAUUUUACUAUCCUACGAAACAUUCAAGGGGACAUUGAAUGCACCCUACGACUUAAGUAACAUCAUCGUGCAGUCUAUUUACAAUAUCUUUAGACCGUAACAUAUAUACAUAGAAAGUUGAAAAUGAAAUUCUGUAUCAUCGUUAAUGUACCUAUAUCUAUAAGUGAACCACGUUAACAUAAGUCUUUAAAAUUAUCAUCUGCGAUAUUUUGCAAUAAAUCUCGUUAUUUUUAUUAAAAUUAUGAAUGUUAGAAUAAUUUUAAAAUGAUAUUAUAGAUAUCUAUUCGUGUUGAUAUUGCAUAAUAUAUCUAUUCAUUUUGAAAUCAUAAAUUUUAUCAAUAUAAUGUGUGUUAUUGGUAGUUUAAAUAAAUGGAAAGAUUUCAGUGAAUUCAGAAAAAAAAUCAUAUUAAGAUUAUCGUAUAAACUUAGAGUAAGUAGAUAAAGGAAGCCGCAGUGAGACGCACUGCGGUCACUAGAGCUAGAGUUUUAAUGUUAUCACAUUAUAAUAAUAUAGUAACGUAAUUUUGAAUACAUCUGCAUGUUCCGUGUUUUAAUAGUAUCCAAUCGCUGAAAUCCUCCACUCUUAUUAAAUCAUCUUAUUAAUGUAUAAGUGACGAGAUUUCUUGCAAAUGUCUAACAAUUUUACUUGACUUGUCACUUUAUAUUUUAUUAUAUUUUUAAACUUAUCAUCGGCGAACGAUUUUCAAAUGUAAUUUUUUAAAGAACAAUUUUAACGUUUACUAGUUUUUGACUCGUUUGGCAAACAGUUACCCUUUGUUUGUAGAUGACUAUAUAGUGUGCCAAUUUUUCAAAAUUGUUAGUGUCACUCAUAUUUGGUUUUCUAUAUAACGAAAGGCGAAGUAUUUUCAUAUUCGUGGAGCGUCAUUUUCAUAUUAACUCACGGUUUUUAAAGUGUUAUUAACGUGUUUUCUGGCACUCGUCAUAAAUUAAGCAAGUUGUGUACGAAUAAUGAUAUAAUAACUUUCUAUUAAAGUUGUAGUUGAAUAUAUUUCCUCCAUACAUUGGCGCUCUGUGUUACCGUAUAUACAUACAUUAUAUAUUGUUAUACAUUCUGACAACACUGUCUUUGUGUACUUUCCUAUGUGUCUCAGAUAGAUGUAUUAAUGUUAAACAAAAUAAUGUAAGUUCGUGUUUUAUGUGCAUUUGCAUAUAUUAAUGUAUUUUAAAAUCAAAAUAUAUCUUUACUAACCCAUCUGUUCCGUAAAUGAAUUUGUUGCCUCCGGAAUUGUAACUUGUUUCACUUGAAUGUUUAUGUUAACAACGCCAACACAUACAUUGCAUACUGGAACGCUGCCAUACAAAGGGGUGCUCAAGUAUUUUUUUUAAUUUUAAAUAUUGUUGCGCUUUUCUGAUCGAAAUCUUUUUUGGGGAUCUAGUUAUCUUACUUCUAUUUUUAAUACUACUGAAACAUUUUCUAAAAUCCGAAAAAAAGCCAGUACCUUUGCCCUACCCGGGAAUCAAAACUAAAUCAAAGCUAAUGAAUGAUGUCUUACUAUUAAUGAACACUAUUUCAUAACACCCUGAAAAAAGAUUAUGUUGAGAAAACCACCAAUAGUUAAAAUUAAAAAAUAUAAUUUUGAAUGUCCCUUUGUAUGGUGGCGCUCCAGUGUGCGAUGGUACAAAGAAAGCAAUGAAUCGUGCAUAUAUAAUUAUAUUGUUGAUUAAUCAAUAUUGUUAUUAUUAUAUUUUAUAAUCUAUUUUCAUAGCCCGUGUGACUAAUGCCACACUGAUUGCUAUCCAAUAAUUAAAUAAAUAUACAUUUUUUUACUUUGGUACAUUAUCCAAUAGUUAUUGUCGUGUCGACAAUUCUGUUAAUAUGUAAUUCAAUAAUUAUGUAUUGAUUAAACAAAUGUUUCAACUGUUUGAACUAUUUUAUCUGCAUAUUGUGUAUUAAUUAAACCAAUUUGUCGCCUGUUUUAACGUUUAUAUUAUUUUCACAACUAUUAUUAUAACGGCGAAGUCACGGUUGUUGAGUAAGUCCCGUCUCAAUAGUAUUAAUAAUUGUAAAUAUUAUUUUAACUUCGCUUUAUAUUUUAACGGUCUGUAAAUUUGGAAGUUGUUGUUCUCUAUAUAUUUGUUAAGGCUUACUCCGCUAUUGUGGGAGGUGUUUACUUUUAAUGGUAAUUGUGUGAGUAAAAAGUUUGAACGAAUCAAAUGGUCUUUACACAAUUGUGUAUUAAAAGUCCCCCACUAACGUAGUAGGGCCUUACAUAUUCAAUAUAGUAUGUAUAGCAAUCUACACUUGUUCUACCUAGUAUGUAAUUUGCAUGUUACAUGUUAUAUGGUUGCAACAAUCUUGACUUGGCCGGGUUUAUUUACAUAUGUUAUAAUUAUUAUGAAUUGUUUAGUUUAUUCCUUUAUGUAAAUAAUUAAAGCAUUUAAAGUAUAAGAUAGAUAUUCUCAAUGGUAAACCUAGAAUAAGUAGGUAUAUGUUAUUGUUCGGGGCGUAGCAUCGGCCCCCUAAUACAUCACUUUAAUUUAUAGUUAGAAAACACAUAUUGUAAAAUCGGUUUUUGGUUUAAAAUAAUAAAAUAAACGUUAAAAAAGUUUG
This is a messenger RNA of Spodoptera frugiperda (fall armyworm), 7287 nucleotides long. It is a transcript of the gene DUBAI, whose product is annotated as ubiquitin carboxyl-terminal hydrolase 35. Gene Ontology annotation, molecular function: cysteine-type endopeptidase activity; cysteine-type deubiquitinase activity. Gene Ontology annotation, biological process: protein deubiquitination. The record is from RefSeq and is a predicted model, not a curated record. Gene Ontology annotation, cellular component: cytosol; nucleus. The coding region runs from base 771 to 3116 and encodes 781 amino acids. NCBI's taxonomy places the organism in Eukaryota, Metazoa, Arthropoda, Insecta, Lepidoptera, Noctuidae. The transcript has 13 exons.